AUGGGACCUUCAGCAUUCCCUGCUUCAAGUGCCAAUAAUUCAGCCUUGUAUGAACAUAAUGAUAUUAUUAAAUCCAUCUUUUUCAAUGGUGGUUCUAAUUCCAUAUAUUCUUCAUAUGCCAACAAGUAUCAGCUUAUCUAUGUAGAGGGCACGAGACCAACAGCAAAGGAUGAUCUAGAAAAAAUAACAAAUAACUUAAAUAAUAUGUUUGCGGAGAUCGUAAAAGAAACUAUUAAGAACAGAAGACGACUUCCUAAGACAUUAUAUUUAUUUGGCGGUACUGGUAAGUUUGAACUAAACGUUAAUUUAGGAGCGUAUAGAUUAAAUGAGAUCAAUAACGCUAAUCUUCCUCGAAAAUUUUCUGAAAUGAAGGAUUUCGUUUAUUUUUAUGAAUGUGUAAUGAAAUGGGCGUUGUUGAUUCGGAAUGUUAUUGAAUCCUUUGACACAGCAAGAUCUGGACAGAGGCCAUCACGGCUUUCGUAUGUAGACGACCUAUUUCAAUUGGAUAAGUAA
This is a messenger RNA of Entrophospora sp. SA101, 513 nucleotides long. NCBI's taxonomy places the organism in Eukaryota, Fungi, Glomeromycota, Glomeromycetes, Entrophosporales, Entrophosporaceae. The record is from the annotation of a GenBank genome assembly.